This is a messenger RNA of Drosophila subpulchrella, 1033 nucleotides long. RefSeq lists its product as uncharacterized. Lineage: Eukaryota; Metazoa; Arthropoda; Insecta; Diptera; Drosophilidae. The record is from RefSeq and is a predicted model, not a curated record. The coding region runs from base 49 to 603 and encodes 184 amino acids. The transcript has 3 exons.
UGGUGUGAGCUUAGCGCGUAGUUUGCACCCGCCAGCCGAGUCACCGAGAUGUACCAUCUGGAGAAGAUCUGGGUCCUGCUGUGCCUGGCCCUCGUGGGCGUCCUUGGCUUCGGCCAGUUCCACAUGAAGCACUACCAGCUGCAACGCAACUACAACACGCAGGAGGAUUCCGGGGAGAACGACAACAGUGUACUGCGAACCUUUCGCCGCUGCAUGUGGGAGCAGUCGAAGUUUCUGCCCCGCCGCCUGGUUUUGCUGAGCCUGUGCUCGAAUCUCUUCUGCGAGAACAACCACAUAAUGCCCCGCUCCAGGUCUAUUUUCGUAGUGGAAAAAAUGUCUAGGCCGAAUGACUGCCUGGACAUCCUGCCCGACGAGUGCGAGCAGGGCGAUGAGGAGGAGCUGAUGUACAAGCCCUUCCCCGACUGCUGCCCGGUUUACUGUAACCUGAAGCGUCGGAUGCAGCGCCUGCGCACCAUGCACUUCCGACAUCGCCUGCUGCGCAACAAACAGGACGGCUCCGCGGGAUCCGCCGGUGGUGGAUCCACCGGUGGUGACGGCCCCAACAACUCACUCCUCAGCGAGUUCGUCUACAAUAACUACUAGGCCAAACAAGGACGACGCGAGCGACAUUCCAGCAAAUCAAAUUAUUCUGCGAUUUGUGAACUGGUCAUCUUGUACUUCUGCCGACAAAAGGAGUCAUCCGGUCAUCCCGACACUGAGCGGAAAACGGAUCCAAUCCUUGGAUUUUAUUAAACUCAAUCUCAACAAAUAGGCAAUAAUGUAGGAUAUAAUAUACAUAUAUACGGGGAUGCCAUACGAAUUGCGAGGGCUUAAAAUCAAUAUUAAAUGUAAUUGUAGGAGCCCAAAAGUAUGCAGUGAAUAAGAAUAGUCGACAUUCUGAGUAAGAAAAUAUAUUGUUGCAUACUUUUAGACACCUUUAAAAGUGAUAUCAAAACCCUGGUGCUUUGUAUGGCACCCUAGAUAACCUACAUAUAUCAAACUUGAAGUAAAUAAUAAAAUAAGUGUGAGAUAA